Messenger RNA from Haplochromis burtoni (Burton's mouthbrooder), 2227 nucleotides. RefSeq names its product zinc finger protein Gfi-1. The record is from RefSeq and is a predicted model, not a curated record. Gene Ontology annotation, cellular component: nucleus. The transcript has 5 exons. The coding region runs from base 422 to 1912 and encodes 496 amino acids. Lineage: Eukaryota; Metazoa; Chordata; Actinopteri; Cichliformes; Cichlidae.
CACUGUGAAACCUGGCCCCGCCCUAUCAUGUGAUUUCCUGAGGUUAGAUGGCCCAUGAGGUGAGUGGGCGUUAAGGCGUCUGGGAAGGAUCUCAAACUGGAUUACAGAUGGCAGACUUGUGUAGCAGCAUGAGACGCUGCAGAGGUGACCCGCGUGUGUGUGAUGAGCCAUCACAGCCCCUCCACAGCACACGCGCACCUGCAUCUUGCACAGGAGUGCCAUGGUAACACUUCCUGUCAGGAUUUAGACCUCAGAACGCCUGAUGAUUAAGCAGGCGACUCCCACCUGACAGCGCCCAGGAGGCCGACGCCGAGCCUGUGCAUGUCUUCGGCCACACAUCAGUGCGCGGAUCUCCUGACGCCCGUGCACCGCAGCGUCUGCCGCGCGCAUCUGUCCGUGCACUCCGACAGCGCGGGCCACGAUGGCGGACUGCGUCGGCUUCCAAGCGCAGAUCGCCUCCAUCAUAGAGAUGCUGGCCAACUCGGCGGUAGCCGAAAUUUGCAAACUGGUGGACGACGGUUACGCGGCGCUGCGCUCUCAGAUGGAGCAGGAGCGGGAGAAGAGCGAGAAGGAGAACCGAGCCCUGCGGCAGAGGCUGCGAGACAUGGACGUGAAGAUGCGGAGCUGUGAGAGGAGGAUGAGGAGACGGAGUCAGCGCGAGGAGCAUCACACGGCUCAUUUUAGGCCGCCCAAAGGACCUGAUGACCAUCAGCCCCUGGCACCCCCUCCUCUGGCUCUUUCUGAAGGCAAACCCUUUCAUCCAGUUUCAAAGCAGGAGGAAGCCAAGAUGUUGACACUGGUGAAGCAGGAAAAAGAGGAGAGAGAUGACUGCAACUUGGAUCUGAAGGUGGAGGUUAACAUAAGGGCGGAGUGUGGCCUCUCUGCAGCUUUGGAGCCCAGCGAGGAAAGCCCCCCUGCUGACACUGUCCUCGACACCAGCGUCAGCAGCCUCACAUCCUCCACAUCACAGCUGUCCUCCUCUCCUGCUGAUGCCACGAUGGACCUGACCUGCAGGCCUCGAGCAAAACGUAAGGCUGCUAAGCCCGUAGGCAACACCGAGGGGGUCCAUGCCUCCGAAGCGGUUCGCAGGGACCCUUCGGGGAGCCUACCUGAUAUGGCUCUGAAGCCAGAGGUCCAGACAGAUGAGCUCACAGAAGAUGACCUUCAUCCCUCUCAGCUGUCGGCCACUAUAGCCUCUGAUGAGUCGAGCUGCGACCGCCUCAACAGCCUGGGCCUGGAUCUGGCCUGGAUGCAGGAGCGUGUCAGCCAUUUGGGAGCAGCCUAUGCAGUAGCACAGCUGGGUUUGGGGAACACGGACAGCGGGCACCCUUCUGCCUCCUUCCCCUCACAGGGAGGGGGAGAAAGUCUCGACGGCCCCCCGACUAUGCUCUUUACAGGCGGCGCUCACGAGAUGGCUGCUUUUGCUGCCUCCUUCGACAUGGCUGCUGCUGCUGCCGCCGUAGUAGCUGCACCCCCUCCACCUCCGCCCCCUCCCCCUCCUCCGACAGCUCCCACUGGCACUGCCAGCAGCCAGAGGCGGCCUUACAGGAGCAGCACCGCCGCCGCAAAAGAGCCGGUGGCGUGCGCUGUGUGCGGACGUGUGUUCCCCAGCACGGCCGGCCUGGAGUUGCACCAGCGGGUGCACACCGGGGAAAGACCUUACACUUGCCCUCACUGUGGGAAGGGUUUUGCCCAGCCCAACAACCUGCGGGUUCACCUCCUCAUCCACACCGGUGAGAGGCGUUAUCGAUGCACGCUGUGCGGGAAGAGUUUCAUCUCAUCGAGCCAUCUGAAGAGGCACCGUACAGUUCACACGCAGGAGAAACCCUACAGCUGCUCGCGCUGCGGCCAGUCCUUCAGCCAGAUGUGUAGCGUUCGCAGACACCGGCAACAGUCUCAGUGUGGCCUGUAGCAUGAAUGCUGUAGCAGCAUCUGAUACACUCUGGACUCUGAAUGGUGAACAUUUAAAGAUGGUAGCUUGAGCGUAGAUGAGGUGAUGUCAUGAUGACGUUCAGAGUAAAUGUUUGUAAAUGUUUGUCCUAAAUCAGUUCUACGGUUGGUCUACCCCACACUGUCUUCAUAUUGGUGGUUUGACAGUGAGACACGGUCACACAGGUGAGUUUGUGAUAGACUCUGAGACUAGACUCUGAGACUAGACUCUGAGACUAGACUCUGAGACUAGACUCUGAGACUAGACUCUGAGACUAGACUCUGAGACUAGACUCUG